Metopolophium dirhodum (rose-grain aphid) is the source of this 570-nucleotide messenger RNA. RefSeq lists its product as uncharacterized. NCBI's taxonomy places the organism in Eukaryota, Metazoa, Arthropoda, Insecta, Hemiptera, Aphididae. The transcript has 4 exons. The record is from RefSeq and is a predicted model, not a curated record. Bases 1 to 570 code for a protein of 189 amino acids.
AUGGGUGUAAUCAAAACAUUGGAGCAUAAAUUGGAAUCUGUUGAAAAACAAAUAGGUGGCUUACGUUAUGACCACAGAUUAUUAUUUGAUAUACUAGAGAGAAUUGAGCACAAAAUUGAUAUACCAAGAAUGACAUCUAAAUCUUCAGAAAAUCUUUCAAUAAACCAACCAUUUAUUAAAACCCCUAUUAAUACAGAGGAUGAACUACAAGCAUUGGAAGCAAAAUUGAUUAACCAUGAUCAAAACAAUGAAUUUAGGUCUCAAUUAAUUGUUGAAAUAACAUGGUCAAUGGGAAAAGACAUUAAACAUUCAAUUAAAAGGAUAUUUGAAAAAUUAUUCAAUGAUGAACUUUUAAGUCAAUAUUCAUUUCAUGGCAUUAGGAACAAAAAAUCUUUUUCCUCGUUAAAUAUUUGUUCCACUAUUUUUGAAGCAAUCCGCAAGGAAACAAAAUUUAAAAAUGUUCAACAUAAAGAAGUGGAAGAUUGUACACAGAAGUAUUUGGCGCAACGACCGUUUGUAGUCAAAAGAAAAAAAGCUGCAACCAUAACAAAUACUGAAAAUGAUAAUUAA